AUGAGUGACAAGGAUAUUAUCACGGUGGUGUCCACGCACAUGUCUUAUCAGUUACCGAACAACUGGACAUUGCAUAUUUUCGAUCCUCAUCCGUUCACGUCUGAUUUGAUUCCGGUCUCACUUGUCGAACCGGAAUCGGUUCUGUGUGUCGGCGACAGUUACACCCCAGUUGUGAGCAGUAUCAUUGGAUUUAUCCUAGUACUAAUUGCAGUGGGAACGGCCGGCGGGAACUUUCUGGUCAUCCUUGCUGUCGCGUUGGUGAAAAAGCUACAAACGCCCAGUAAUUUCCUGAUAGUUAGUUUAGCAUUCAGUGACCUACUCGUGGGCAUCCUUGUCCUUCCGUUCAGUAUUAUAGACGCACUCAAAGGGUACUGGCCAUUCAACGAACCUCUAUGUGAUAUGUAUAUCUCUUUUGACGUGCUCAUGUGUACUGCGUCCAUACUGAAUCUAUGCGCAAUCUCGAUUGAUCGUUAUUUGGUGAUCACACGACCGUUUACUUAUGUGAGUAAACGAACGCCGUGCCGAAUGUUGCAAAUGAUUGCCGCGGCCUGGGUGAUCUCCGCGUUGAUCAGUAUUCCGCCAAAUAUCGGUUGGAAAACUCCUUUUGAGGUGUGCAAAUGUGAAUACAGUAAAAAUGUUGGCUACCAAAUCUAUGCCACAUUUUGUGCAUUCUAUCUGCCGCUGUUAGUCAUGAUCGUACUCUACGGACGGAUAUUCAAACUGGCUCGAGAAAUGUCCCGAGCGGAACACAGACAAAUGGUGGCAAGUAGUGCGGAAGAUGCACAAGCUGUGGUUGACGACUCCAAACCGGAAAAUGUGGCUAUCUGUAACAAGGAAGGAGAGGAGUGUUUGAAUAGACUGAGCACCACAACUUCGCAAGAUAAUAAUAACCCACAUCCCAAUACUGCACAACCGACCGCAGAAAACGGGAAUCGUGUAACGGGCACAAACAAUGAUACGCAUGAGACUAGAAGUAGUAUUAACACGACCACCGAACGGCAUGGUGCUUUGAACGAUUCUCUGACCACAACGGAUUUGCAUAAUGGACGAUCGUUUUCGAAAUCUAAACGCGCCAGCAAAGAUUCAUCCACAGCAUUUAUCAAUCGUAGUAAUUUUCAUGUGGUGGACACAAGACAACCUUCGUGUACGGAUUUACAGAGGCGGAAGUCUCGUGGCAGUGCUGAUUCCAAAGUGAUAAAAACCCUUGGAGUGAUUAUGGGCUGUUUUUGCUUGUGCUGGCUCCCGUUUUUUAUUAUGCAACUAUUACUUGCUUUGCUCACAGCAUCGGGAUACAACACGGAGAACAUGAUACCAGUUGAAGCGUUCCGGUUUCUACUGUGGCUAGGUUAUGUGAACAGCUUUCUCAAUCCAAUAAUCUACGCAAAAUACAAUCAAGAAUUUCGACUGCCGUUUAAAAUGAUUCUUCUCUGUCAGUGUCGAAACAUCAAUGCCCGUUUACGCUCGGCGACUUUCAGUGCCGAAUAUGGACUCCCGGCCACAUCUUCACGUCGAACGACUUCAUGGUUUCAAUCGGUUUCCUCGCGCAGCACCCGGAGAAAUCAUCGAGAGCCCAGUGGGUUCCGGAGCUCAGACUACUACGGUAGACCUAGACCUCCGUCACAUUUGCACCAAAUGGACACACCGAAAGACGAAGUGAAUCCCACUCGCAGUCAAGUGUGA
Echinostoma caproni is the source of this 1680-nucleotide messenger RNA. The record is from the annotation of a GenBank genome assembly. Lineage: Eukaryota; Metazoa; Platyhelminthes; Trematoda; Plagiorchiida; Echinostomatidae.